This is a messenger RNA of Dinoponera quadriceps, 3134 nucleotides long. RefSeq names its product mucin-5AC. The record is from RefSeq and is a predicted model, not a curated record. NCBI's taxonomy places the organism in Eukaryota, Metazoa, Arthropoda, Insecta, Hymenoptera, Formicidae. The transcript has 3 exons. Bases 443 to 2959 code for a protein of 838 amino acids.
UUCGAGAUCCACGCUCCCUUUCUCUCUCUCUCUCUCUCUCUCUUCCUUCUCUCGUUAUCUUUCUGUCUCUCACCCGUCGCGAGCCGAUUCGACGAGGGUUCGUCCCUUCGAACGGAAUCCCGAGUGCCGGUCGGGAAGGAAGAGACCGUCCAAUCCCGUCAGGAGGAUCGGCUGCGAAAACGAUCCGGACUCUCCGCUCUUGGAUUCUCCGAUUUUUACGGGAGGAGCUGACGGGGGAAGAGGAGGAGCAGCAGGAGAGGAGGGCGACGAUGUGCGAGGGGAAACCGCUGCGAGUGCUCCAGGACGCGUAGACCCAGAGCAGCCGAACGACACAUCCCGGAGUGAUAAAGGGAGGAUUCGGGAGCCGUCGAGAAGCUAGAGGAACGAGCGGUCGCGGAGGAGAGCGCCUGCGGGGGAACCAGUGCGACUCGGGAUAAUCACGAUGAUGCCGAAGAGAUCGACCGGGUUGCUGUUCAGGUGGCUGCUGUUGGCAGGACUUUUGUGCUGCUCGUCCUGCCAGAGCGCACUGUCGUCCUUUGAGAAUAAAACCGGGCAGAACUUGAGCCGACCGCGGGUCUUCUCGCCCCGGAUGGAUUACGACGAGUGGACGCCGCUGGGCCGCGGCGACCCGCUCAAGAACAACCCGACCUUCGACUACGUGCCGCCCGUGCUCGACAGGGUGCAGUACUGGCUGGACUCGCACACCACCGAGCCCUCGUCGAAGCGCGACAUCCUCGUGCUGGGCGUCACCGCGAAGAAGACCAGUCCGAAGAUACCGGAGCAGUUCCUCCAGUUCGUCGACGGGCCGAAGUUCACGCGGGCCGGCCAGGACGCGCCGUACCGGAGCGACUUCACCGGCAGCGGCGGCGCCGAGCCGCCCAAGAUCGUGCGCACCACCAGCUUCAGGAACGGCCUGGUCGAUUACCGUAACCAGAACCGGCUGCAGGCGUUGCCGGCGAGCUACUACCCCAGCCCGUAUUACGGCCAGAAGAUGAAGCCCUACACGAUGAUGAUGCCGCCGCCGAUGAUCCAGAAGGCCGAGACGUCCACCAGCUACAACGUCGGCGUGCCCAAGGACAAGCUGAUCGGCUACUCGUCCCAGCCGUUCAGCACGCAGACCGAGGAGGGGCCGCUUCUUCAGGAGGCUCAGUAUCACGGAGCGAAGGACUACGUCCAGUACUCCCCGGCGCCCUCGCCGUACCCCACCUCGAAGACGCCGCCGAGCAAGGGGCCCGCUGUCGCCCAGGUCGAGACGAUCAAGAGCGUUUAUACGCCGACCGCGUCGCAGGGCAGCACGAGGUCGAGAUACGAGCCGACCACCGCGCCGUCCGUGUCCUUCGAGAAGUCGAACCUGAUCUAUCAGUCGACGCAGACCCUGUCCGGCGGAUGGCUCGGCAAUGAGCCCACCUCGUCGUCCUCCACCGGCUACCCGGACGUCAACCAGGUCACUUGGCAGAACCCGGAUUACUCCAAGGACCACUACGAAGUGGACUACCACGCUGCGGCCUCGAGCAAUCACGAAGUCGUCGUCGGGCAGAACGCGAACAUCGUAGUGGACGGUAACAGUAACGAGAACGAGGAGGUCGUGCUGGGUCAAAAGGAAUUCAACACCGAGGCCACGUCCUCGACGACGUCGGAGAGCGUCGGCCAGACCUCCACCGUCUCCUUCUCCUCCUCCUCCUCCAGCACUACGGACUCCUCCGAUCAAGGAGAGGAGCAAGAGGAGGUGGACGAGGCCGUGACCGAGGCGCAGAAGAUGCACAUCGUCCUGGCGAACUCGCCCGCCACCAUGGCGAAUCUCGAGGCGCACAAGGCGAAGAAGGGCCCGGUCACCGUGGUGAUGCCGAGCAACUACGUCGAGAAGUCCAACUCCUCGUCCGAGCCGGCGACGACGCUGCGCAACGCCUUGGGCAACCCCGUCACGUCCGAGAUGACGAAGACGACUCAUCAACCGGUGAGGAACGCGGUCACGAGCUCACCGGUCCUCGCCGAGACCCACCCGUCCGCCGUCUCCGUGCUCAGCGAGAUCAUACCACCCUCCCAGCUGCCUCAUCAGCCGCCUUCCGCUCCGCUGAUGCCUCCCAGGCGCGGACCUCUGCAUAUAUUCGUGCCGCCGCAGGCGGCCUCCCAGUCCAGGCCGAAUCACGCCAUGAUGCACUUCAUCGGCAGCAUGCGUCCGGGCUUCCAGCCGUCCUCGCCGAUGGCCCACAUGCACGCGUCGCCUCUGAAAACCAUGAUGGCGCCCUCGGCAAGCUUGGACCAGGCUCACCAGCGGCCGUUCCCCGUCGCCUUCACCAGCCCGCCGUCGCCGUCGACCUUGAGCAUGCAGAGCACCGAGUCGGUCGACCACCGGCCGUCCCGACUGCUCGCGACGAUCAUCAAUUCGAUGACCACCUCGACCCCCUUCGCGCCCACCGUCUCGACCGUGGAAUACACCUCCACCGUAGACCGUCAGGAGAGCACGAGGCCCAGCCAGACGCCAUUGCUGAAGAUCCUCAGCACCGAGGACGCCUCGAAGGCCAAGCCGACGCUCGCAACAUCGUCCACCGGCCCGCCUCGCACCACCACCGUCCCCAGCCUGACCACCGACCCGAUCUUCUCGCACUACAAGCAGCCGGACAAGCCGAUCAGCGGGCCGAUGUACCACAUAAUUCAGGGCCACUCGAAGGUGAAGACCUACAAGCCGACGUUGAACAAGCACAUUCUGGCGUUCGAGAACAACGAAGUCGCGGGGAGCGCGACCGAGCGGCAGCUGUCCAAGCUGGAGCAGCUGAUGUGGCAGAACGCGAAGAACGCCGGCUCGGCCGAGAAGCGCGUGUCCCAGCAGCAGCAACGUCACGACAGCCCGAUGAGUCUCGUCGAGGGCUGGGAGGGCUUCACCGUCGAGCCGUCGGGCCCCGCGACGGUGACGGUGGACGAGCGUCGCGCCAACUCGGUCACGAGCGUUGAGAUCAAUUAAGGAUCCGCCGGUUUGCCAUGGCAGUUCUUCCAGAAGGACCAAGCCCGGCGGGCGGAUCGGUGGUAGCAGGAGGAAGAGGAGACGUCCCCGUCGCGCGGCGGAACGCGGAGGAGCGUUCUCAGUAGAAGGCGAAGACUUCUUAGGGAUGAAAUCGACUUAUUCGUUGCUAUCGCGC